UAAGGAUACCCGUUCAACCCAAACGAUCCAAAAGGAGAUAAACAAAGGGGUAAACAAUGAACCAAAGAGUGCCAAUGUUCCCCAAUUAUGCCCCCUCCAAGCGGUGGGAGGAGGAGAAUUCGGCCCAGCCAGAGUGCACGUACCUUUUUCUCUCUCAGACUUGAAGCAAAUUAAAAUAGACCUAGGUGAAUUCUCAGAUAACCUUGAUGGCUAUAUUGAUGUUUUACAAGGGUUAGGACAAUCCUCUGAUCUGACAUGGAGAGAUAUAAUGUUACUGCUAAAUCAGACACUAACCCCAAAUGAGAGAAGUGCCGCCAUAACUGCAGCCCGAGAGUUUGGCGAUCUCUGGUAUCUCAGGUCAAUGAUAGGAUGACAACAGAGGAAAGAGAACGAUUCCCCACAGGCCAGCAGGCAGUUCCCAGUGUAGACCCUCACUGGGACACAGAAUCAGAGCAUGGAGAUUGGUGCUGCAGACAUUUGCUAACUUGCAUGCUAGGACUAAGGAAAACUAGGAAGAAGCCUAUGAAUUAUUCAAUGAUGUCCACUAUAACACAGGGGAAGGAAGAAAAUCCUACCGCCUUUCUGGAGAGACUAAGGGAGGCAUUGAGGAAGCAUACCUCUCUGUCACCUGACUCUAUUGAAGGCCAACUAAUCUUAAAAGAUAAGUUUAUCACUCAGUCAGCUGCAGACAUUAGAAAAAACUUCAAAAAACUUAGAAACCCUAUUGAACUUGGCAACCUUGGUUUUUCAUAAUAGAGAUCAGGAGGAGCAGGCAGAACGGGACAAACGGGAUAAAAAAAAGGCCACCGCUUUAGUCAUGGCCCUCAGGCAAGCGGACUUUGGAGGCUCUGGAACACGGAAAGGCUAGGGAAAUCGAAUGCCUAAUAGGGCUUGCUUCCAGUGCGGUCUACAAGGACACUUUAAAAAAGAUGGUCCACAUAGAAAUAAGCCGCCCCCUCGUCCAUGCCCUUUACGUCAAGGGAAUCGCUGGAAGGCCCACUGCCCCGGGGGAUGAAGGUCCUCUGAGUCAGAAGCCACUAACCAGAUGAUCCAGCAGCAGGACUGAGGGUGCCCAGGGCAAGUGCCAGCGCAUGCCAUCACCCUCACAGAGCCCGGGUAUACUUGACCUUUGAGGGCCAGGCGGUUAACUGUCUCUUGGACAGUCUUCUCAGUCUUACUGAGGCCUUCUCAGUCUUACUCUCCUGUCCUGGACAACUAUCCUCCAGAUCUGUCACUAUCAAAGGGGUCCUAGGACAGCCAGUCAGUAGAUACUUCUCUCUCAGCUACUAAGUUGUGACUGGGGAACUUUACUCUUUUCACAUGCUUUUCUAAUUAUGCCUGAAAGCCCCACUCCCUUGUUAGGGAGAGACAUUCUAGCAAAAGCAGGGGCUAUUAUACACCUGAACAUAGGAGAAGGAACACCCUUUUGUUGUCCCCUGCUUGAGGAAGGAAUUAAUCCUGAAGUCUGGGCAACAGAAGGACAAUAUAGAUGAGCAAAAAAUGCCCAUCCUGUUCAAAUUAAACUAAAGGAUUCCGCCUCCUUUCCCUACCAAAGGCAGUACCCCCUUAGACCCGAGGCCCAACAAGGACUCGAGAAAAUUGUUAAGAACCUAAAAGCCCACGGCCUAGUAAAACCAUGCAAUAGCCCCUGCAAUACUCCAAUUUUAGGGGUAUAGAAACCCAACAGACAGUGGACGUUAGUGCAAGAUCUCAGGAUUAUCAAUGAGGCCUUUGUCCCUUUAUACCCAGCUGCACCUAACCGUUGUACUCUGCUUUCCCAAAUACCAGAGGAAGCAGAGUGGUUUACAGUCUUGGACCUUAAGGAUGCCUUUUUCUGCAUUCCUGUACAUCCUGACUCUCAAUUCUUCUUUGCCUUUGAAGAUCCUUCAAACCCAACGUCUCAACUCACCUGGACUGUUUUACCCCAAGGGUUCGGGACAGCCCCCAUCUAUUUGGCCAGGCAUUAGCCCAAGACUUGAGCCAGUUCACACACCUGGACACUCUUGUCCUUUGGUACAUGGAUGAUUUACUUUUAGCUGCCCUUUCAGAAACCUUGUGCCAUCAAGCCACCCAAGCGCUCUUAAAUUUCCUCGCCACCUGUGGCUACAAGGUUUCCAAACCAAAGGCUCAGCUCUGCUCACAGCAGGCUAAAUACUUAGGGCUAAAAUUAUCCUAAGGCACCAGGGCCCUCAGUGAGGAAUGUACCCAGCCCAUACUGGCUUAUCCUCAUCCCAGACCCUAAAGCAACUAAGAGGGUUCCUUGGCAUAAUAGGCUUCUGCCAAAUAUGGAUUCCCUGGUAUGGUGAAAUAGCCAGGCCAUUAUAUACACUAAUUAAGGAAACUCAGAAAGCCAAUACCCAUUUAGUAAGAUGCACACCUGAAGCAGAAGCAGCUUUCCAGGCCCUAAAGAAGGCCCUAACCCAAGCCCCAGUGUUAAGCUUGCCAACGGGGCAAGACUUUGUAUAUGUCACAGAAAAAACAGGGAUAGCUCUAGGAGUCCUUACACAUGUCCGAGAGACAAGCUUGCAACCUGUGGCAUACCUGAGUAAGAAAACUGAUGUAGUGGCAAAGGGUUGGCCUCAUUGUUUAUGGGUAAUGGCAGCAAUAGCAGUCUUAGUAUCUAAAGCAGUUAAAAUAAUACAGGAAAGAGAUCUUACUGUGUGGACAUCUCAUGAUGUGAACGGCAUACUCACUGCUAAAGGAGACUUGUGGCUGUCAGACAACUGUUUACUUAAAUAUCAGGCUCUAUUACUUGAAGGGCCAGUGCUGCGACUGCGCACAUGUGCAACUCUUAACCCAGCCACGUUUCUUCCAGACAAUGAAGAAAAGAUAGAACGUAACUGUCAACAAGUAAUUGCUCAAACCUAUGCCACUCGAGGGGACCUUUUAGAGGUUCCCUUGACUGAUCCCGACCUCAACUUGUAUACUGAUGGAAGUUCCUUUGUAGAAAAAGGACUUCAAAACGCGGGGUAUGCAGUGGUCAGUGAUAAUGGAAUACUUGAAAGUAAUCCCCUCACUCCAGGAACUAGUGCUCAGCUGGCAGAACUAAUAGCCCUUACUCAGGCACUAGAAUUAGGAGAAGGAAAAAGGGUAAAUAUAUAUACAGACUCUAAGUAUGCUUACCUAGUCCUCUCUUUGCUACCUGAUUGGUCGGGUGUGAGCUAAUUGGGCUCAUUAAAAUGCUAAUUAGGCAAAAACAGGAGGUAAAGAAAUAGCCAAUCAUCUAUCGCCUGAGAGCACAGCGGGCAUUCGAGCCAGCAUUCGAGCCGGCAAUGGCAACCCUCUUUGGGUCUCCUCCCUUUGUAUGGGAGCUCUGUUUUCACUCUAUUAAAUCUUGCAACUACAAAAAAAAAAAAAAAAAAAGAAUUGCUUAAACGCAGGAGGUGGAGGUUGUAGUGAGCCGAGAUUGCGCAACUGCACUCCAGCCUGGGUGACAGAGCAAGAGUCUGUCUCAAAAAAAAAAAAAAAAAAAAAUUGUAUAUAUUAGCCAGGCAUGGUGGCACACAACUGUAGUCUCAGCUACUCAGGAGGCUGACGCGACAGGAUUGCUUGAGUCCAGGAGUUUGAGGUUAUAGUGAAAUAUGAUCAUACCACUGUACUCCAGCCUGGGUCACCCUGUGAGGGACAGCAUUAGGACAAAUACCUAAUGCAUGUGGGGCUUAAAACCUAGAUGACGGCCAGGCACGGUGGCUCACGCCUGUAAUCCCAGCACUUUGGGGGGCCAAUGUGGGCAGAUCACAAGGUCAGGAGUUCAAGACCAGCCUGGCCAAUAUGGUGAAACCCUGUCUCUACUAAAAAUACAAAAAUUAGCAGGGCAUGGUGGUGCACACCUGUAGUCCCAGCUACUUGGGAGGCUGAGGCAGGAGAAUCACUUGAACCCGGGAGGUGGAGGCUGCAGUGAGCCAAGAUUGCACAAAUGCCCUCCAGCCUGGGUGACAGAGCAAGACUCCAUCUCAAAAAAACAAAACAAAACAAAACAAAACAAAACAACCCUAGUUGAUGGGUUGAUAGGUUGAUAGGUACAGCAAACCAUCAUGGCACAUGUAUACCUAUGUAACAAACCUGCAUGUUCUGCACAUGUAUCCAAGAACUUAAAGUAAAAUUUAAAAAAAUAAAUAAAUGAAACAAAAUAAUCAGAGUCAUAGGAUCCAAGGCUUGGAUGGAUCUUAAAUAUCAAUCUAGCCUCAACCAAUUAUAUGACUUUAGAGCUUCCUACAAAAAUAAACAUUUAUAGAUAUUCCUAUAAAAAUAAAUAUUUAUAGAUAGUGACAAAUUGAAGAGCUCUUCCCAUGAUUCUACUCCAGCAUUUUUUCCUACACUUCUACAUCUAGACAUAUGUUUUUCCUGCCAGUAAGCUAGUUACCAUUGUUUACCUGGGAAACUUCUCCUUCAAGAGUCAGGUCAAAGAUCCCACUUUCUGUGAAGAAUACCUCUAAGUGAGCUAGGCAGUCUUAGGUAUUCCUUCCUCUCAUUAUUACCAUUAUACCUCUCUUGGUUCAUCUACCGUGGCACUUAUUACAAUUAUCUUUUUGCUUAAUUCCUCUAUAGAGCUUCUUGAAGGCAGAAAAGGUGAUUUAUCUUAAAGACAACGCCAGUAAGCAGACCCUACAUACCCCUUAAUGUUGGGUGAUGAUAUAUGCACUAUUACUUCAUAGUGAAUUAAUGAUGCUACACAUCCAAAUUCAUUUUUGGAUGCUAGAAUAUUUGAGCUUAAAUGAAAGAUUCUAACAUGCUCUGAGAAAUCACCAGUCUGUCCUUUCAUUCUUGGGAGCUUCCAUCUUGUAUUCUGUUUUCAACCUUGACUUCAGUAAAGAAUGCAAUAUGGAAUACUGACAUGGUUUGGAUUUGUGUCCCUGCCCAAAUCUCAUGUCGAACUGUAAUCCCCAAUGUUGGAGAAGGGGACUGGUGGGAGGUGAAUGGAUCAUGGGGCCAGUAUCCCCCUUGCUGUUCUCAUGAUAGUGAGUGAGAGCUGGUUGUUUAAAGUGUAUAGCACCUCUCCACUUGCUCUCUUCCUCUUGCUCCAGCCAUGUAAGAUGUGCCAGCUUCCUCUUCACCUUCUGCCAUGAUAGUAAGUUUCCUGAGGCCUCCCCAGCUAUGCUUCCUGUACAGCCUGUGGAACUGUGAGCCAAUUAAAACUCUUUUCUCUAGAAACUAACCAGUCUCAGGUAGCUCUUUAUAGCAAUGCAAGAAGAGACUAAUAAAGAAAAUUGGUACCAGGAAGGGGGUAUUGCUAUAAAGGUACCCGAAAAUGUGGAAGCAGCUAUGGAACUAGGUAGUGGGCAGGGGGUGGAAUAGUUUGAAGGGCUCAAAAGAAGAAAGGAAGAUGAGGGCAAAUUUGGAAAUUCUUAGAGACCUGUUGAAUGGUUGUGACCAAAAUGCUGAUUGUGAUAUGGACAGUGAAGUCCAGGCUGAGAAGGUCUCGGAGAUGAGGAACUGAUUGGGAACUAGUGUAAAGGUUACGUGUGCUAUGCUUUAGCAAACAGACUGGGGGCAUUGUGCCCCUGCCCUAGAGAUCCGUAGAACUUUGAACUUGAGAGUGAUGAUUUAGGGUAUCUGGUGGAAGACCUUUCUUCUUUUUUUUGAGACAGGGUGUCACUCUGUCACCCAGGCUGGAGUGCAAUGGGGCAAUCUCAGCUCACUGCAACUCUGCCUCCUGGGCUCAAGGAAUCCCACUACCUCAGCCUCACAGGUAGCUGGGAUUACAGAUGCACACCACCACACACAGCUAAUUUUUUGUGUUUUUGCUAGAGCCAGGGUUUUGCCAUGUUGCCCAGGCUAGUCUUGAACUCCUGAGCUUAAGCAAUCUGCUCAC
Molecule: messenger RNA, 5812 nt
Organism: Pongo pygmaeus (Bornean orangutan)
Lineage: Eukaryota; Metazoa; Chordata; Mammalia; Primates; Hominidae
Exons: 1
Coding region: 2200-3165 (321 amino acids)
Molecular function (GO): RNA-DNA hybrid ribonuclease activity; nucleic acid binding
Source: RefSeq, a predicted model, not a curated record